AUGGUUAGAAAGCAGCAGCAAUACACCAUGAAUGUUGAGCAAAACGUGGCAGAGCAGUUCUUAAGGAGUCCAUACUGUUCAACUGAAGGAACACACUGUGGCUGCAGAUCACACCAUGUGACAUGUGAGCUACACCGGGUGACGAAAAACCGGUGUUCCCUCUGGAAAAUAUUCCUAAUAUGUCUGUUGGCUUGUCUAGUUGCUACAGCCAUUACGGCGUUGGCCUUUUACUUUGGGCCCUUUGGCAAUUCCAACAAUACCACCAUCGUCAUUCACACAGAUGGAAGGUCCUGCCAAGAUCCCUGUACCUCUCCCUCUACGCCAUCUCCAACUACAAUCCCUUCACCUGGACCUGAGACCACUCCAUCUCCUACAAAUACAACCACCCUGGCCUUGCCUACCACCCUGCCCACAUUUACUACAGUGAUGACCCGUACCUCCACAGAACAUGAGGUUGAAAUUGAACUUGAAGAUGAACAAAUAAUAGCGUGA
Molecule: messenger RNA, 492 nt
Organism: Mus pahari (shrew mouse)
Lineage: Eukaryota; Metazoa; Chordata; Mammalia; Rodentia; Muridae
Gene: Dynap
Product: dynactin associated protein
Exons: 3
Coding region: 1-492 (163 amino acids)
Biological process (GO): activation of protein kinase B activity
Cellular component (GO): plasma membrane; Golgi apparatus
Source: RefSeq, a predicted model, not a curated record